AUGGUGGUGGCGGUGCCGUCUGGUGGGCCGGGAGGCCCUUGUCCUGCCGGCUGCGAGGUGCGCGCCGCGGCUCCUCCCAAAGGCUUCGGCCUCUUUGCCUGUUCCAGCUGCUCCGCCUACACCGACAUGUUCACGGAGGAGCCUCUUUUUGCUAUGCAGCAUUCCGGCAACCGUCGCGUGGUCGCCGCUUGUGCGCGCUGCUGUGGCUUCGUGCCCUCUGUUCCUUUGCAGCUGGAGGUGCUCUUCGGCGAGAGCCGCUUCGCGCCUUUGCUGACAGCCCUGGGGGAUUUGCCCUCCAGGUGGCAGGAGAGUUGUGGAGAAGGACAAGCGGCUGUGGUGCGAUGCAAGCAAGGCUGUGGUGAACUCUACUGCUCCGAGGCCUGCAGAGACAUGCACUUCCAGCACUCUCACAACCUGCUUUGCGUCGGUCCUUUGACGACGGAGGACCACCCGCUUCUUCGCUUCAAGUACCACGCCCUCGAGCAUGCUGACACCCUGCUCUUGGCUGCGCAGGUCUUCGCCUUCCUCAUCAACCGCGCCAAAGCAGCGGGUGGUGGAGCGGAGGUGAUGCAAGGCCUGAUGCAGGAGCUCUUGUGCUUCUGCCAUGCGCCCUUUCGGGAAGCGUGCAGACCACCUCCUGGCCGCUCCAAGGACACAGAGUUCUACGCCCACGCGGACGGCCUCGUGAGCGAAGCCGCGGCUCUGCUCCGGGCUGCCCUGGAGCCGCACGCCCCAAAUGAGGUUGGAGCGCUCUUUGCGACUGGGCCGAACUUCUUCGCUGAAGUGCUGGGGCUUUUCGAGUACAACAACAUUGACCUCGAGGUGCAAUCGCCCAUGGGGCCACUGCUCCAGAACCGAGCCAAAGCGCUUGCACCCCACAUCUCGAAUCCUCAGGCACUAGCUGAGCUCAAGCAGUUGGAGGCCUUGCUUCGGGAGAAGGAAUGGGUAAUGCGCUGCAUCUGGGGCGAGGAGACGACCGGGAUCUUCGGCGACGAGGCCGACGUGGCGAACGUGGGCGAUGCCGAGCCGAUGGACAGCCUCAUGAAGGCUGCUGAGCGGGGCAACGAUGCCGAGGUUGCAAGUGCGGCCAUGGCCCAAGCCACCGCAGAAGUUGCCGCACUCUCCCUCGAGCAGCUGCUUCAGGGCGUGUGGCCACAAAUGCACGGGACGGCGCUCUUCGCUUCAGUUGCUCGCAUGAACCAUUCAUGUGCGCCCAACAUGAAGGUGGCCUUUCCAGGAAACUCGGCCCGCUUGACGGCGACUUCCGUCUUGAACAUCUCGCCGGGUGAUGAGCUGUGUAUCUGCUACGUCAACCAGGAGGCAGAUGUUCAAACACGCAGACGCAGGCUUCUGGAAUAUGGCUUCACGUGCACUUGCAGCAGGUGUUUGGCCGAGGAUUCUGCGACACUUCGGAAGGCUCAGAAGCGGCUCAAGCGAUCCCCAGGAGUUGCUCGUGAGCUCAUGGGUGGUGGCAGCAGCAAGGAAGUGGCUGGCGACAGUAUCUACGACUUCCAGGUCAAGAACAUCGAUGGCCAGGAGGUCUCGCUGCAGGAAUACUCGGGCAAAGUGGUGCUCAUCGUCAAUCUGGCGAGCAAAUGUUUGACAAAGACCAAUUAUGCUGAAUUGUCAUGGGCUGAGCAAACCUGCGCCGGCCUUUUCCUGCUCAGCCUUUACCGAACGGUCGCAGGAUUCGAGGCUCGCUUUGCAGAAGAUCAUGUCCCAGCAGGCGGGCAACGUCAUGUCACGGUCAUGUCGGACCUGCAACACAUCAUAAGUCAGGAGCCGGGCACCAAUGCCGAGGUCAAGGCUUUUGCCCAGUCCAAGUGCCCGGACACCUUCCCCCUCUUCGCGAAGAUUGACGCUCCUUUGUACACCUUCUUGAAAGCCCGACAGGGAGAGCUGCUGGGAAGCGACAUCAAGUGGAACUUUGCCAAGUUCCUGGUGGACCGUCAAGGACAGCCUGUGGCACGCUUCGGGCCGCAGCAGGCAGAAAGCUGCAGUUUCUCAUGA
Symbiodinium sp. CCMP2456 is the source of this 2010-nucleotide messenger RNA. NCBI's taxonomy places the organism in Eukaryota, Dinophyceae, Suessiales, Symbiodiniaceae. The record is from the annotation of a GenBank genome assembly.